Euleptes europaea (tarantolino) is the source of this 2742-nucleotide messenger RNA. RefSeq names its product Sad1 and UNC84 domain containing 1 (gene SUN1). Bases 19 to 2742 code for a protein of 907 amino acids. Gene Ontology annotation, cellular component: meiotic nuclear membrane microtubule tethering complex; nuclear envelope. Gene Ontology annotation, molecular function: protein-membrane adaptor activity. Lineage: Eukaryota; Metazoa; Chordata; Lepidosauria; Squamata; Sphaerodactylidae. The record is from RefSeq and is a predicted model, not a curated record. The transcript has 22 exons. Gene Ontology annotation, biological process: nuclear envelope organization.
UGGUUUGAGACAGCGAACAUGGAUUUUUCACAUCUUCACACAUAUGCUCCUCCCCAGUACGUGCCAGAAAACACUGGCUAUACUUAUGCGCUCAGUUCCAGUUACUCCUCCAAUGCUCUCGAUUUUGAGACCAGUCACAAGUUAGAUCCCGUGUUCGACUCCCCGAGGAUGUCGAGGCGCAGUUUGCGCCUGUCUGCAACGGUGUAUGGCGCAGCAGAGGGUGGCAGCGGUGGUGGCAGCACCUAUGCAGAGAAGAAGACUUUUGCAGAUCAGUCCCCCAGAGUAACUAAACAACAUAAAAGUGUGAGACAAACUGGUUCCGUGAGACAAACCGCAAGAAAAACUGUGUCCAGCUCUUCCGUCUUCAGCCACAGUAGUUUCAGCAGCCACGCGAGCGACGCGACUUUUCUGUCGACCAUAUUGGAUGAAUCUUCCAUACGGGAGCAUACGGCUGUCGACCAUUUCUGGGGUCUCGACGACGACGACGAUGUCAAAGCAGGUAGAAAUACAACGAUGCUUCAGGCCAACGGGGACAUCGCAACCGCUGAGAGCCAGACGGCCCCAAGCAACGGAUACACCUGCAACGACUGCAGCAUACUUUCCGAGCGGAAGGAAGUCCUCACUGCCUACUCGGCUCCUCGCAUGCCACCCUCGAGAAUUUACUCCAGGGAUCGGAGCCAAAAGCACAAGUCCGGGGGCCUCACUUUCUACACGAGUAAGAUUCUACAGGUGGCCAGGUACUCUGCAACGUCUGUCUCGACCCUUUUAGUGCAUCUCUUUCACAUGGUAUUGCUGAAGCUGGGCUGUGAUUCGAAAGCUCAUUCUAAUUACUGCGGAAGCACGAAUGUCAAACAAGUUCUCAGGGAAGACCACCAGCUGGGUGCGAACGGGGAAUACUUCUGUGAUGACUGUCAGGGAAAGAAACCGCUUGGGGCGCACACUGCGGUCUACACGCACUCCUCACAGUCUAAAGGGGUCUCAAGGACCAUUUGGCACAUCUUUUCUUACGCAGGUUACUUUUGGCUGCACGCACUGCAGAGGACGGGGACGGCGGGAUGGCUCACCUCCAAGAAGGUUCUGUCACUCCUGUGGCUGGCUGUUGUGUCUCCAGGCAAGGCUGCUGCAGGAGUCUUCUGGUGGCUCGGCACCGGGUGGUAUCAGCUCGUGACCCUGAUCUCUUUGCUGAACGUGUUUCUUCUGACCAGAUGCCUUCCAAAGAUGCUCAAGUUGUUCUUAUUCCUCCUCCCUCUGCUGCUGUUGCUAGGUUUAUGGCACUGUGGCUCUGAACGUUUCCUUUCCUUGCUGCCGGUGUUCAAUUGGUCAAGGAUAUAUCAAACACCCUGGUGGGACCACUCUGCACACGUCUUUGAACCUCCUCCGGAUUUGUUUGACUCUGCUCUGCCUCCUCCCGUGAAAUCCUUCGACUCGAGUCGCAUGAGUGAGCUGGAAAAGCAAGUGGCCUUCCUGUCUGAGAAGUGGCAUCAUCGAGACAAGGAAUACGGUCAGAUGCUCCUCCUCCUCCAGACAUUUCAGCAGCAGGUUGCCCAGCUGAACGACAAAAGUGAAACAUUGGCCCUGAUAAAAAACACGGUGGACCAGCAUCUGAGAGAAAUGAGCUCCUCCGAAACGGCACAACCGACGCCUGACUUUUCGGCCUUGCACCAGGAACACGAGUGGCGCAUCGUGGCAUUAGAAGAUCUCCUUGCCAAGCUCUCCAAGAAAUCUGAUGGCAUCCACAAGGAACUGGAACUAACCAAAGCCAGAACAGCAAGUGACGCCGACGAGCAAAGCCAGCAUCUCUUAUCCAAGGUCCAGAUGCUGGAACUGGAGCUGGCGGCCAUGAAAUCGGAGCUGCUCCAUGCGCAGAGCUCGAAAGCAGGCUGCGACACAGCCGAGACCCUUCGUGAACAGGUAGACUCCCAAAUUAAAGAAUCGGUCAAGUUUGUGCUCCUCGGCGAUCAACAAGGGGACUUGCCGGAAUGGCUGCUUCAGCGGCUGAGGUCCCAGUUUGUGAGCAAGGGCGACCUGCAGGUCUUGUUGCGAGACUUGGAGCUGAACAUCCUCCAGAAGAUCACCCUCCACAUGUCCACCACAAACACCAGACCGUCUUCGGAAGUGGUGACGAGCAUCGUGAACGAGGCCGGGAUUUUGGGCAUCACGGAAGCGCAAGCCCACGUCAUUGUCAACAAUGCCCUAAAGCUAUAUUCUCAAGACAAGACGGGCAUGGUAGACUUCGCUUUGGAAUCGGGAGGUGGCAGCGUUUUGAGCACCCGCUGUUCGGAGACGUAUGAAACCAAAACGGCAUUGAUUAGUCUCUUUGGGAUCCCUUUGUGGUACUUCUCCCAGUCUCCUCGCGUCGUGAUCCAGCCUGACAUGUAUCCUGGAAACUGCUGGGCGUUCAAAGGGUCACAGGGGUAUCUCGUCGUCCGCCUUUCCAUGGUGAUCCACCCCACGGCUUUUACUCUGGAACAUAUACCGAAAACGCUUUCGCCGACAGGCAACAUUACCAGUGCUCCCAAGGAUUUCUCCGUAUAUGGUCUUGAAAAUGAGUAUCAGGAAGAAGGUGUGCUUCUAGGGCGAUAUAUGUAUCAUCAAGAUGGAGAGUCACUACAGAUGUUCCAAGUAACGGAGACAACGGAGAAAGCCUUCCAGAUAGUGGAACUAAGAAUUCUUUCCAACUGGGGCCACAAUGACUACACAUGCCUCUAUCGGUUCCGAGUUCACGGGAGACCUGCCGAAUGA